Messenger RNA from Acanthosepion pharaonis, 1050 nucleotides. NCBI's taxonomy places the organism in Eukaryota, Metazoa, Mollusca, Cephalopoda, Sepiida, Sepiidae. The record is from the annotation of a GenBank genome assembly.
AUGGGCGUUUACAAAUGCCGUCAUAUGACCACAGUUCCAUUUCAAUUCGCGCUAAAAUCGCGAAACAAACUGUCCUCUUUUGCGAAACACUCGUUAAAUUGUAUUUUUCUUGCUUCUUCUUUCUUUCUAUUUUCUUUCUCUUUUCUUUUCUUCUUUCUUUCUUUUCUUUUUUCCUUUCUCUUUCUUUCUCUUCUUUCUUUUCUUUUUCUUUUUUCUAUUUUCCUUUUCUUUCUUUCUAUUUUUCUUUUUCCUUUUCUUUCUUCUUUCUUCUUUUUUCCUUUUUCCUUUCUUUUUCUUUCUUUUUUCUUUCUAUUUUCCUUUCUCUUUUCUUUCUUCUUUCUUUCUAUUUUCCUUUUCUCUUUUCUUUCUUCUUUCUUUCUAUUUUCCUUUCUCUUUUCUUUCUUCUUUCUUUCUAUUUUCCUUUUCUCUUUUCUUUCUUCUUUCUUUCUAUUUGUCUCCUUUCUGUCGGUUUUUCAUUAUAUAUUUCUGUCUAGUUUUCUUUAUCCGUUAUUUCUUCUUUAUUUUUUCUUCCUUUCUGUUUAUCUUUCCUAUUUCUUUCUCCUUUCUUUUUCCUUUAUUUCUCCUUUAUUUCUUCUUUCUUCCUAUUUGUCUUUCUUCUUUCUUUCCUAUUUCUUCCUAUUUCUCUUUCUUUCUACAUUCCGUUUUUUUUAUUCAAUUUCUUUCUCCUUUCUUUUUCCUUUAUUUCUUCUUUCUUUCCGUUUUUCUUUCCUAUUUCUUCCUAUUUUUCUUUUUCCUUUCUUUCUAUUUGUCUUUCUUCUUACAUUCCGUUUUUCUUUCUUAUUUCUUUCUCCUUUCUUUUUUCUUCUUAUUUGUCUUCCUUCUUUCUUUCUGUGUUUCUUCCUUAGUUUUUCUCUUUUCUUUCUAGUUGUAUUUCUUCUUUCUUGCUGUUUUUCUUUCUUAUUUCUUUCUAUUUUUCUUUCUUUUUUUUCUUAUAUUCACUUAUUGUUUACUUUCAUUUUUUUUUUUUUUUGUCCUUUAGUUUUUGUCUUUCUUCUUAUUUUUCCUUUUCUGUCUAAAUGUUUCGGAUGA